AUGCUUGAAACACGUGGUGGGAAUAAAGUGAACAGAUGUGCUUUCAUUUCCCCGAGUGAGAUUCAGGCAACAAUAUGCGAGUCAAAUGGUGAGGGUGUUCUAAGUUACAUUGCUGAUGCAAUGCGCUUCCAUAAAGACAAACGGUUUUUUGUCGCACCCUAUUGGCAAGGGGUUGUUGCAAGGCUUAAGGAAGAUAUCGACACAACACAUCCAAUGAAAUGGACACUUGUCGAGUGCAACCAACAACCAUCAAGUUGGGAGUGCAAUUUUUACGUCAUGAGAUGGAUGUUUGAGUUCGUGUUGACUCGACAAAAUGAAUUCCCAAACAAAAACAACUGGAACGAUAAAAAACCGUUUAUGAAUUUAGUGUUAAAUGAAAUCAUCAUUAUGUGGAGUUCAAGGUUUGAGAGUGAGUAUUUGAGUCAAGUGCCCCUUUGAAAGGUAUGUGAUUGCGAUUAUGGAGUUUGACAUCUACCAGAUGGAUCUAUUUGUCUUUUUAUAUAUUUAAUUUUUCGUUGAUUAGGAUGGACAAAUUACGUUUAUUACAAAUGAUGUUUGAAUUGGAUAUUGUUAAUUUUGGAAAUUAAU
Lactuca saligna is the source of this 588-nucleotide messenger RNA. The record is from the annotation of a GenBank genome assembly. NCBI's taxonomy places the organism in Eukaryota, Viridiplantae, Streptophyta, Magnoliopsida, Asterales, Asteraceae.